GCCGGACAGAAAUGCAGAGAUUCUAUGUUUAACCCUUUCAAAACUUAGUCCUACUUCUUUUAUUAUUUUCCAAUCCAUGAGAAGAUACAAGCAAAUGAUAGUAAGGAAUAUUCACAGACUUUAAUCCAUUUUUCAGAUUGAUAAAAAAAAGGGCAACCAAAGGUCUUAUCUUAGAUACUCCUUGCAUUAUAAAACUGCAGUAGAAUAUUUGUUGUGGUCAACCACCAUGUAGUCAAACGAGCCAGGGAACACAAAAAAUCUGGGUAACUCAUCACCAGUCACCCAUUUCCGAUGUUACCAUUAAAUAGACGGUAGUUGAUGGAGAGAAUCCAAGGCCCUGUCGAGCAUCAUACGCUUUCCGAUACCUUUCCGCUAGGGCAUCAAAUUCUUAAUUUUACCUUCGAAAAGUAAAAGCUCCCCAAUUCCGCGAGAGGUGGAAGGGGCGAUCAUGUCCGAAUCCGGAGGCCUGUGCCGGUUGUGCGUGGGGUGCCAGCUCACUAUGGGCUUCAUCGCCCUCUUCCUCUGGCUCUCCUACCGCCCCAUCAAACCCCGCUUCUACGUCACCUCCUUCUCCCUCGCCGCCGCCCCCAACUCCACCGCCUCGAACCCACCCCUCAGUGACCCCAUCGCCUCCUUCGUCCUCGAGAUCGAGAACAAAAACAAGGAGAUGGGCAUCUAUCACGACGACCUCAACGUCUCCCUCUCCUUCUUCCCCAACUCCUCCUCCUCCGCCGCCGCCGCCGCCGCCCUCAUCCCGGCCUUCUACCAGGGCCACCAGAAGACCGCCGACAAGCCCGGCAACUUCUCCGGCCCUGGUCUCCGGAAGGAGAGGGCCCCCUGGGCAGCGGCAGUCACAAACGGGACUGCCGUCUUCCGGGUCGGGGUGGAGUCGGCUUUCCGGUACAAGGUGUUCGGAAGGAAGACCCGGCACCACCCGGUGCGCCUGGCAGGGGAUGUGCCGGUCGAUGCCGAGGGUAAGAAGACCGGGAAGAAGGGGAUCCGCCUCCGUUCCGCUGCUCCCCUGGUCCUCGCUUCUCGCCCUAUCAUGCUCCUCGUCUGCACGGCUGUAUAUAUUUUACUCACAUACUGCUAUUGAUAUUGAUUGAUGAAAGAGCGGACGGCCGAGAUUUGAUCACUGUGUGAUGAGGAUAUUGUGGACUAGAGUUUCUGAUCUGGUAUAUAAUACCAGCAGUUGAAGACAAACCCUUGGCUGUCUGAGCACUACAUAAUUCCCCUUAAUCUUUUUAUUUAUUUUCUUUACUUCGUGUUUUAUAUGUUUAUAUAGUUUUCUUUUAUGUGGUAAAUGAAUGUUUUUCUAUUGAAAUUUCUGCAUAUCUUUGUGGUAAAUAGCCUCGUUGUGCAAGUAUAUUUAUGGACAUUCGCAGGAAGAUUUGUGGAUGCGUCCAUUACCAAUUCUAGUGGAUUUCAAUGGGUUCCUCUAGGCAUAAUGGCUCGGGCGCUACAUUAAAUUUAUGUGGCUAUCCUGGUCUUUGGCUUGAUUUAUGGGUGCCAUUUGAUCCUGGAAACACCACAUAUAUUCCUUCAUUCCUUUUUGCCUUUUUGCCCUUAAACUAAUUCAGAGUUGCAUCAAAGUUAAAUUUAUCACAAUGUUCGAAUUCGAUUUUUAUUAUCAUGUAAAGUGAAUUUCCAUUAGGAUGUCUAUUGAUUGGAGAACCGGCUAAACUGGAGAUGAUCCGAGCUCUUAUGCAUGAUUUCCAUUUUGUGUGUUGAUUUUUUUUUUUUAAUUCCCCCAAUUCCACUUUAUCCCGUGUGCCGGGUUAUAACGCUUCAUUGUCUAUAUGUCGUCUUGAUUCGGGUACUUGGAUCAAGGAGCCAGAUUUAUCUAGACAUGUAUUAGAUGGAUGAUCAACUAACGGGAUGAAGGAAAUUUGCCGAUUUGUGUUUUUGUUGUACGGCUAUUUUUCUCUCUUUUUUUAAAAUUAAAUGGGAAGGGUUUUUACUGAAA
Messenger RNA from Phoenix dactylifera (date palm), 1966 nucleotides. The record is from RefSeq and is a predicted model, not a curated record. Lineage: Eukaryota; Viridiplantae; Streptophyta; Magnoliopsida; Arecales; Arecaceae.